GCGGUGGCUUCCCCCGGGCCCUAGCGCCUGGGCCUGAGAGGAGGAGGAGGACGAGAAGACGGAGGAGAUAGAAGAUGAGGAAGAAGCCUGGCCCCAGCCCACUGGAGGUUUUUGAAGUGUGUGAUGAAGAUAACAAAGGCUGUUUAAGCAGAGAGGACUUUAAAGUUGCAGGAGUACUGUUGUUUGGUUACAAGCCCUCAAAGGUGGAGGAGGAUGCAGUAAUGUCUUCUGUGAAACCAGAAAAUUCAGGUAUAUUAUUUGAAAAUUUUUUAGAUCUCAUGAGCGCAAGGAAAGCUGCACAACUAUACAAUGAAACAAGGCAAAUAUUCACAGCUUUUGAUGUGCAAAGUAGAGGGUUUUUGACUUUUGAAGACUUCAAGAAAACCUUCAAUUCUGUUUCUCCAAAAUUAUCUAAAAGAAUCGUACCUGAAACCUUCAGACAGGUUGAUCAGGAUUCUAAUGGUCGCAUAAGCUUCAAAGACUUUGAAUCUGCAAUGAAGUAUGGACAAGAUGAAGGAUCACCAUUGUACUUUGCUUAAAGUAUAGUGUCUAGUGAAGAGACAAAGUGAAAACUUUAGAUCUCAAGUUAUUUAAAAAUCAAUGAAACUUCAUUUGUUUCAGCCAGCAUUUUAAGAACUUUGACUGUAAGUGUAGCUCUGAAGAACAGCCUUUGAAGCUUUACUGUUGACAAGUUGGGUGUAUUAAUUUACAUGUGUAUGUGUGUGUAGAAUACUUAAAAUAUUUGAAAACUCAAUUGAUUCCCAGUCACCCUAGUUAGGAAUUGCAACUCUCUACUUUUUGGUUUUGACAACAUAUGGAAAAGGACUGACUGAUUUCCAAUUACUGUGAAAUUUAUUUUAUUUUUCAAAGUCCUUUGUUGACAGACCACAAUGCCUCACACAUGUAGAAGCAGAUAAAUUUAUGGUGGAUAAUGCCUGUUUUUUAAAAAAUCCAUAGUAUAUUUGUCUUUCCUUUAUUGUUUCCCCUUCUUAUAUUGUUCUUUAUUUUUAAUAUUACACCUCAUUUUUAAUUUAGCAUUUAUUUGUUAAUUGUCUAUCAAAUUUACUUCUGAGCAAUUAUGGAGAACUGUGUGGGUAUAAUAAAAAUAAUGAAGUAAAG
Messenger RNA from Cygnus olor (mute swan), 1119 nucleotides. It is a transcript of the gene EFCAB11, whose product is annotated as EF-hand calcium binding domain 11. Lineage: Eukaryota; Metazoa; Chordata; Aves; Anseriformes; Anatidae. The record is from RefSeq and is a predicted model, not a curated record. Gene Ontology annotation, molecular function: calcium ion binding.